Diorhabda carinulata is the source of this 1962-nucleotide messenger RNA. RefSeq lists its product as uncharacterized. The coding region runs from base 1071 to 1907 and encodes 278 amino acids. NCBI's taxonomy places the organism in Eukaryota, Metazoa, Arthropoda, Insecta, Coleoptera, Chrysomelidae. Gene Ontology annotation, biological process: multicellular organism development; proteasome-mediated ubiquitin-dependent protein catabolic process. Gene Ontology annotation, cellular component: cytoplasm. Gene Ontology annotation, molecular function: ubiquitin conjugating enzyme binding; ubiquitin protein ligase activity. The transcript has 2 exons. The record is from RefSeq and is a predicted model, not a curated record.
CAUUGUACAUAUUAUGAAACGUGAACGAUAAUUUCUGAUUCUGCCCAUACGUUUUUUAAAUACCUACUAGCCCAGAACCAAACACUCUGAAACACCGUGCAACAUACCAAGCGAUUAUCGAGCAGAAAUUGAUGCAAUCUAGAAAACAACUAUCAUCAUCGUGUCCCAUAGCCAAACUCUAAGUUCCGAUAACGUAAAAUCAAAACUUAAACGAACUAGACAGGAAUAACGACAACAGGACUGGAUUGAAAGAAAAAAAAAUAGUCGAUAAGCUCGUUAAAUCUGGGAUAGACAAGCUCUGAACGAUAGAAAAAUAAUUUGGAGAGAAGCAAAACCAAUUAUUAGGACAACCCCUACAGGAACUGAGACAGGUAAAGACCUUCGUGGGAAACAAAUCUGCUGAAUGUAACAACCGAAUAGGUGUCCUCUAUCGGGGCGUUGUCGCCUCAAUAGACUCUAGAUUUAACAGAUAAUGCGCCGUACAGAUCUAUCGAAGUGUUACGAAUAUCUUUGGCAGUUAAAAACCAUCUCAAAUUCUGGAUUUUCUGUAAUUUUACGAUGGUUCUUCUAUAUAUUAAAGACCUGUAUGAACCUUUCUAAAUGUAAUAAUCGGUGAAUGUUUACAUGAUCUCUAUUUACACUUUUCGAAUUUUAUAGUUGAUUAAGAUCGUAAAUUCGUGUUUUUUUUUUCACCUUGUAUACGGAUACGUAACAGUUUACGAAGCGAUCACCGUUUAAAGCGCAUAAAUCUUCUGCACGUUUCUCCGUUCUCGGCUUUUCGCCAUUCUCUGCGAAAGAGAGGCCCUAGUUGGUCGAUAAAUCGGAUAGGACAGGUGGUCGCUCUCGUUUCCCAUCAGUAUAUCCCAUCGAUGGAUGGUCACACAUACCCAUGCGUGACGAGAAAAUUAUCAUCUAUUAAAUAAAACCACCACCGACGACGACGACGAUUAUAAGCAGAGUGUGUUUGUUUUUUAAUUUUUUUCGUAUACGGUACGCGAGACACAAUCUUCUUUUCGAAAUUUUUCUGUCGCCAUGAUUCGUUUCAGGUCGACGAUUCUAAUCCUUAUACAAUGAUGGAUAUAGAGAGGACGCAAAGUCACGAUUUAAAAUGUAGUAUAUGCAAGAAUUAUUUGAAUAUACCUCCGGUAUUAACAUCGGACGACGGUAAAAUAACGAAAUGCGGUAGAUGCCAAUACAAAGGACCGAUAUUAAAUAACAGAAACACCUUAUACGAAUCCAUCGGUUCGAAAUUGAGAUUUCCUUGUAUGAAUCCUGAAUGUAAAGAUAGGAUGUCUUGGAACGAGGUACAAAGACACGAGAGAUCCUGCCAAUUUCGAAGGAUAUCUUGCCCGUUUUGGAAUUGCCGAGAUAAAAAUAUAAGUUUCAUUUUAUCGAACGACGUCAGCCAUUUCGAGACUUGUCAUCCGGGAUCGAUGCACUACGGACCGAUUACUCUAAAUUUUAAAGUCAUAACGCAUCAUCAAUCUUUUAUAAAAUUGCUCAUAAUAAACGAUACGCCGUUUUUGAUGUUUAUACAUUGUCUAAAAUUCGGCGAAACCGCCGUUCUAAUCGGCGUAUUUUCUUGCGAUAAUCGACAACACGAUUUCGAAAUUAAAAUUCGUUCGGAUACCGAUUCGAAUAGAUUUACUUUAUUCAAAGAGAAAGUACCGUUGUACGACGAACAACAACAUUGCCUCUAUUGUUUGCAGAACAUCUGUUUUUUGGAACAUCACAAAUUUUCGAAAAAACAUCCCGACAAUCAACAACAGAGAUACGAAUUGUAUUCGAAUAUCGACGUGGCGGCCGCUAAAUCAUUAUUGCAAACCGAAAAUUUGAUGUUCGAUAUUAGCGUCACCGAACGUAGAAACGAAGAAAACGGCAGUAUUAUUAGUAGAAAUAGCGAUUAAAGUAUGAAAUAAAAAAAUAUUAAAAUUGUUGUGAUAGAUCAAAAAAAAAAAACAA